CUGAGAAAGCCGUGUGUGAAAUUUUUUCGUUCGUGUUCUUUUUUUUCGGAGCAAUUAAUUAAUUUAAGUAAUAACUUUCUUUCAGAUCGGACGUUCAGUUUGGAGUCGUAUCUGUUGUAAGUGAAUUGUUAAAGUUGAUGUGUAGAUGAGAUGAUAAGUUGUUUCUCGAUGCAAUGGCUGUUAAAUUUUUCUUUUCAUGCUACAAUUUUCUUCACUUUGUUACCAACUAGUGUAAUUCAUUUUGGUCUGUGUUUAGUUGUAAAUGAAGAACAGCUGAGGAUCAUGAGUAAUGGCUUGCCCCUAUUCUUGGAAGGGAAAGUGUGCAAAGGAUUCGGUAGAGGAUCCAAAGAGUUAGGAUGUCCUACAGCCAAUUUCGAUGACAAUGUAGAGAAACUAUUGCCUAAAGAGAUUAUCUCUGGUGUUUAUUUUGGCUGGGCUCAAGUGGAAGAAGGGCCUGUAUAUAAAAUGGUUAUGAGUAUAGGAUGGAAUCCGUUUUAUAAGAAUGUAAAACGAUCGAUUGAAACUCAUAUACUACACGAAUUCCCUCAAGAUUUUUACGACUCCACUUUGAAAGUUGUAAUACUAGAUUACAUAAGGCCGGAAUUAAAUUUCACGAGUAAAGAUGAAUUGAUGAAGCAAAUCAACGAUGACAUUGCUGAGGCAAAUCAGAAACUAGAUGAAUCAAGGUAUAGCACGUAUCAUAAUCACGAAUUCUUCAAUUUAAGCCUAUCCAAUCGUGAAGAGAAGGAUGGUCCCAAAGAUUCUGUUAAUGGUGUCCAAGCCAAGAUUUGAAGUUGAAUUCAAACUUCAUCGAAUGAUUUUUUACCAGCGUACUUAAACAAUUUACCAUGUAACUUUUCUUGAUCUCUGUAUAGAGGUUUGCAAUUCUCGCAUUAGUGAAACUAAGUGUGUUACAAUACAGAUCAUAGUUCCUGCACUUACACAUAUACAAGUACAUACGUAAUUUCUAUGCGAAUAUUUUGAUUUCAAAUUGACGAUUGAUUACCUACAUUUAGUACUCUUGUCGUGUACUGCGUGUGACAUUAUUUUGUAAUUUGAAAUUUCAUGGCGGUUGCUCAUAUUGGGGUUAUUUAUGGAUACAUAAUCUACAUAAUUAUGUAAUGCACCAAAAAAAAUGUUUACUUGUUGUCCCUUCAUUGUAUUUCUUUUAUGUGCUGUAUACGAUUCUGUUGAUGAAUAAUUAUUCUAAAUAAGAGCUAUCGUAUUGGUA
Planococcus citri (citrus mealybug) is the source of this 1231-nucleotide messenger RNA. RefSeq names its product Riboflavin kinase (gene Rfk). Gene Ontology annotation, biological process: riboflavin biosynthetic process; FMN biosynthetic process. The record is from RefSeq and is a predicted model, not a curated record. The transcript has 4 exons. NCBI's taxonomy places the organism in Eukaryota, Metazoa, Arthropoda, Insecta, Hemiptera, Pseudococcidae. Gene Ontology annotation, cellular component: mitochondrion. Gene Ontology annotation, molecular function: riboflavin kinase activity. Bases 151 to 792 code for a protein of 213 amino acids.